Messenger RNA from Fusarium falciforme, 909 nucleotides. RefSeq lists its product as hypothetical. Gene Ontology annotation, molecular function: carotenoid dioxygenase activity. The transcript has a single exon. Bases 1 to 909 code for a protein of 302 amino acids. NCBI's taxonomy places the organism in Eukaryota, Fungi, Ascomycota, Sordariomycetes, Hypocreales, Nectriaceae. The record is from RefSeq and is a predicted model, not a curated record. Gene Ontology annotation, biological process: carotene catabolic process.
AUGACCUCGGCUACUCUCAUCUACAGUGCUGGUAAUAUUGCCCCUCCAAAGGUUUCGAGAAACAUCACGCAUAUCGAGCUCCAGAAGACUUCCUCGACUAGGCAAAACCUCGAUAGACCGCCAGAGACGACAACGUGCCAUUAUGAGAAAGGCCCAGUCCUCGAAUCAUCCACAUCAACACCGAAUCCCCCCAAUUAUCCCUCAGCUCACACAUCCCAAGAUAACGACCAAUGCCGCCUGUAUUAUUACGAGUUUGACCUAUCCACAACAGGGAAAAAUCAAGUUUCUCAUGAGUGGGCCCUAUCGGCAAUACCCUUCGAAUUCCCCUCUGCUCGCCCUGACUGCGAAAUGCAACAAGCUCGCUACGUAUACAGCUGCACUACAUCAUCAUCCUGCUUUGGUGUUGCUCUUGGAAAAGCCGUCAAGAUUGAUGUUAUAGCCAAGAUUGACACCAGGGCACUCAUUCAGAAAGGAAAGGAUAUGCAUAUCACGCCUGUCACAGGGUGUGUAGAUGAGCGAACAGUCAGCGAAAUCCUCGACGAGGAUAACAAGGAUGAUCCUAUACAAUGCUUUCAUCUUCCCAGAAAUCGCUUUGCCCAAGAGCCACGAUUCAUUCCUGGGCCAUCAUCAGACGAGGAGGACGGUGGAUAUCUCCUCUUUUAUGUUUUUGACGAGUCUCAGUUGACCAUAUCUGGCGAAUGCCCUCAAUCAGCCGUGUCCGAGCUCUGGAUCCUGGAUGCUAAGAGUAUGCGCAAUGUCGUGACAAAAAUUACGCUCCCUCAACGUGUGCCUUAUGGAUUGCAUGGAACCUGGUUUUCUUAUUCGGAUAUCGAGAAACAGAGGGAUGUCGAGACAUUUCGAAGUUUGGAACAACUCCGAACAAGGAAGCAUGAAUGGGUAUUCGGCUGA